GAGCGCGAGGGAGCAGAGCAGCCGGCGGCGGAGAGCGGGCGCGGGCGAGGCCCGGGAAGGAGGCGCGGGCGAGGCGCGGGCGAGCUGGGACCGAGCGCGCUCACUUCUCCGCAAAGUGCCAACUUCCCCGAGAGUGCCGGGCGCGCACCGUCUGGGCGCCAGGGAAAGUCAGCGGGAAUUUGUGAUUUGGGGGAAGAAAGUCGGAUUUCCCCCCGUUUCCCUUCCCCAGUUACUAAUUCCCAUUAAAAAGAAAAACAACAACAGUAACAGCAAACUUCCUAUAAUCCCGUCUGUCCCCCACUCCUGGCACCAUGAAGGCGGCCGUCGAUCUCAAACCGACUCUCACCAUCAUCAAGACGGAAAAAGUCGAUCUGGAACUGUUCCCCUCCCCGGAUAUGGAAUGCGCAGAUGUCCCACUAUUAACUCCAAGCAGCAAAGAAAUGAUGUCUCAAGCAUUAAAAGCUACUUUCAGUGGUUUCACCAAAGAGCAGCAGCGGCUGGGGAUCCCAAAAGACCCUCGGCAGUGGACAGAAACCCAUGUUCGAGACUGGGUGAUGUGGGCCGUGAAUGAGUUCAGCCUGAAAGGUGUGGACUUCCAGAAAUUCUGCAUGAAUGGAGCAGCCCUCUGUGCCCUGGGAAAAGACUGCUUUCUCGAGCUGGCCCCAGACUUUGUUGGGGACAUCUUAUGGGAACAUUUAGAGAUCUUGCAGAAAGAGGAUGUGAAGCCAUAUCAAGUUAACGGAGUCAACCCUACCUAUCCAGAGUCCCGUUACACUUCGGAUUACUUCAUUAGCUACGGUGUUGAACACGCUCAGUGUGUGCCCCCGUCUGAGUUCUCAGAGCCCAGCUUCAUCACAGAGUCUUACCAGACACUCCAUCCCAUCAGCUCGGAAGAACUCCUCUCCCUCAAGUAUGAGAACGACUACCCCUCAGUCAUUCUCCGGGACCCUCUCCAGACGGACACCUUGCAGACUGACUACUUUGCCAUCAAACAAGAAGUCGUAACCCCAGACAACAUGUGCCUGGGCAGGGCCAGUCGUGGUAAACUCGGGGGCCAGGACUCUUUUGAGAGCAUAGAGAGCUACGACAGCUGUGACCGCCUCAUCCAGUCCUGGGGCAGCCAGUCGUCCUUCAACAGUCUGCAGCGCGUCCCCUCCUAUGAAAGCUUCGACUCCGAGGACUACCCGGCUGCCCUGCCCAAUCACAAGCCCAAGGGCACCUUCAAGGACUAUGUGCGGGACCGUGCUGACCUCAACAAGGACAAGCCUGUCAUCCCUGCUGCUGCCCUGGCUGGCUACACAGGCAGCGGACCAAUCCAGCUGUGGCAGUUUCUUCUGGAAUUACUCACUGAUAAAUCCUGUCAGUCUUUUAUCAGCUGGACAGGAGAUGGCUGGGAAUUCAAGCUCUCUGACCCAGAUGAGGUGGCCAGGAGAUGGGGAAAGAGGAAAAACAAACCUAAGAUGAAUUACGAGAAACUGAGCCGUGGCCUUCGCUACUAUUACGACAAAAACAUCAUUCAUAAGACGGCGGGGAAGCGCUACGUCUACCGCUUCGUGUGCGACCUGCAGAGCCUGCUGGGCUACGCGCCCGAGGAGCUCCACGCCAUGCUGGACGUCAAGCCCGACGCCGACGAGUGAUGGACGCAGACGGGGCUGGGGGAGCCCUGCUGAGACCUUUGGAAGGACAACCGCCUUGGUCGGACUCAAUUUUUAAUGGUUAUUCUAUAACCAUUUUAUUCUAUUUUUUAUUUUUCAGAACUCAUUUUUUUUUUACAUUCAGGGGUGGGAGCUAAGUGAGCUGCGGCUGUAAUCAAUUGUGUGUGGUUGGAAAAGGAGAAUCAGGACUCGUGGGUGGGUGGGAUAAGAAGCUUUUGAGCAAAUUUUUCAUGAGAGAGAGGGGUCUUCUUAGAAGCUGGAAGGAUCUGGCUUGAGGAGGAAGAGACUAAUGUGUCCAAUCAUUUUUUUAAAAAAAAUAUCCAUGAAAAAAAUGUGUCUUGAGUUAUGGUCCCAUUAUCAAGAGACAUUGCCACAUCAGAAGUCCCCAGACUGAUGAAAAUCAGUUAAUUUGCUUUUGGUAGAUUGGGGAGGGCAAAAAGAGGGGGUGGGAUAAAACAUUUUUGGGGGGGAGAAUGCAGCAAAACCUGAGAAUGAUUUCCUUUUUACUCUUUUUGAAACAAAGAUGGACUUCCAUGGGGAGGGGGCCGACACAGGUUUCGUGUUAAAAUUUAUUUUAUUAAAUUUUGUGCCAGUAUUUUUUGUUCUUAAAAAUCGUCUUAAGCUCUAAGGUGGUCUCAGUAUUGCAAUAUCAUGCAAGUUUGUUUUUAUUUGCCAGCUGAGGAUUCUGUCACAGUGAAAGAAAACUGUUUAUAUAGACCCCAUUGGAAAACCAAAGGGCUGUCACUGGUAUCAGGGAUCCCAAAUUCAUGUGACUUAUGUAUGAAGGAGAAAUUAAUGCUGAUUUGGGUACAGGGGAACGAUGCAUGUGUGAAUUUCAUCUACAAUUUAAAAAAAAAUUAUUAUUACAAAACCUUAUUGGUUAUUAGUGGAUUCUCGGGGUUUGGGCUUAAUGUCAAGCUAAGGAGCAUUAAGUCUUGGAACUGAAUGUAUUUCGCAGUCGUGGUUUUGGAUCCCAUAAAUGUAGGAGCACUGUCGAAGCCAUGGAGAGGAGAUCAAAGGAGGAGAUUGGCUGGGUUCUUUCUUGGUUCCGUACCUGUAACCUGGAGGACUUGGAAUCAAAGCUGUAUGCAUGGGCAUUACCCCUCAGGUCUCAAGAGAUAAGUCCUGACCGUGUGUUGAUCCAAACUAACACUCUGUAAUUCCUCUUUCAUGUUUCAUUUUCCAACAUCUUUCAUUUUUUUUUUUGCUCACGUGUCCCCCCCCCCCCAAUUAUUCAGUAGAGAAAUGUACAGCUUUCUGAUUGGUGAGUGAAAGAGUAGCUUCAGACAUGACAUGAGUGGAGGAGUUGACCUUGCUGGGUUUAGAAGUGAUGGAGAUUAAGAGAGCAUUGGAACAAAAUGUGAUGUGGCUGUGUCUUGGGGAAGAGAAGCGCAAGGCUUUCCUUUGCAGAACUUGAACUAGUUGGGUAGGCUGUCAGUUGAGACUGUGUACACUGGUACACACAAUGUCAGGGCCCGUGCUUGCUCCUGGCACCCUGGUGCAGGGUAAGUCAAGGCUAAUUGCAGAAGGACUUGGAGGCAAAGGAAAUGAGAAGGGGCUUGAGUGAAGAAAAUAAUGCGGUCCGUGAGAUUUGAAUAUAUUUUUAGUUCCCUCCAAGUUUAAACAAGAACUGAAGUAGUCAUCUUGCUGCUGGUUUUGUGGGGGAAUCUGAAAGUGGGGUUAUGGGGGAGGGGACCAACAUCUAACUAGUGAGAAAAAGUGCCUAAUACAAUUAGAAUCCCUCCCCCUAGAGAGCUGCCCAGUUACAAGGAUGAGGAAGGGGAGGUGGCCUUAUGGACUUCCACGAUAGCCGGGAAGACACAUUUAAGAUGAGCCGCUCAGGGCUGGCCCUUUAGGGGAUUAGCUGAGAAGUUGGAAAUACUAACUACCUUCUAGCACAUAGUCAAGAAAGUUGAUUGUUUACUCCCAGAUCCUCCUACAGACCCUGAAUUACCAGGAACAAGACUGUGUGAUUCAUGAGUGUCCUCAUGUUAUACUGAUAAAUCAGAACUUCUGCAUGGAAAGCAAAGGCAGAAUUAUCCCAGCUGUGUAUUUUGAUCUUUUGGAUGCAGGUGCCUUAAUGAAGCUCUCAAAAUAUUUUAGGAGCUGCUCAGGGAGUGUUAGGUGGAACUGUUUGGACUACAUUGUUUUCUCUUAGAUUAUUUGAUCUUUGUUGGGCACUGGCAAAGGGUGUGUGUGUAUAUGUGUGUGUGUGUGUGUGUGUGUGUGUGUGUGUGUAUUGCCGACAUGCAUAACUGCAGCUGAAAUAAUACCUGAGUUUUCUAGUUAAGUCUUUCCACAUUUCAGUAAUGGGUGAGCACAGAACCAAGGCUGGGUAUCAGCCAUUGCUUGCAGUUGGCAACCAGGCAAAAAAAAUCACUCUCCCAAAUCAUCAAUCUUUCCUAUUAAAUUUAUGCUGAAAACUCCCCUUCUGUGAGUCUGUCCAGCCUUGCAAUUCCUAUAGCAGAUAAGAUAGCAGAAAAUGCCUCCUGGCGCUCCUCAGCCUGCUGGUUCACUAAGACUCCCCUUUCCAGGCCCACCGUUUUCAGGAUCUGUAGGUAGUGUGUUGAGACAGCUCCGUCUAUCUGGCCAGAGGCUUUUUCUCCUUUUAUCCAAAGGCCAGAGACCAUCCCAGGAAGAGUGGUGGGUGGUUUAUACACUGGAAAUGUAGCAAAAUUGUUGCAUUCAUGCUUUUUAAAAACACAUGUUACCUUCAGAGGGAGGAUGGGCAAAUCUGGUCUUACUGAGUGAAACCCUUAUUUUCCUGGAGAUGCCUUAACCUGUUGGGUUUUGGCUUCAGGGUUCAGAGUCACUUUUGUGCCCUUCUCCGUUCAGGGGAGGAGCUUCCCUACAGAGAGCCCUGAUUUUGUGGCGGUGGGGAUUGGAGGUGGCAUUCAGAGAUCAGACACGCUUUUCCUUGCUUUGGAGAUGAACACUCUGGUUUUAGAGCAUUAACCUGCCCAACCUUCACAGUGAAUAAUACGCCUUCUCUUUCUAGCCAUGCUGUGUGUGCUGCUCUCUCUGUUGGGGUCUAUAUAAACUUGUUGAACUCUUACCUACAUUCCAAAGAAGUUUCAAGAAACCAUAAAUAUAUGUAUACAUAUACAUAUAUAAAAAAUAUAUAUAUAUGUUAAAAUGAAAUUAUCUCUAUCAGGAAUACUGCCUCAGUUAUUGAACUUUUUUUUAAGCAUACUUUUGUUUUUUUAAGCUGAGAAGUAUAGGGGUGAAAAAGAUGUUAUAUUGUGUUUGACUAUUUUCCAACUUGUAUUUUCAUAUAAUUUAUAUUUUUUAAAAGCUGAAAAUUUAAAAGCAAGAUGAAAAAAAAGGAAAAGCAGGUGCUUUUUACAAAUCAGAACUGAGGUAGCUUAGAGAUGUAGCGACGUAACUGUCUACGUGUUUUUUUUAGAAAAAAAAAGCAGAAAAAAAAUUCUUAUUGGGGAGUUUUUUUGUUUGUUUAUUUUAGUAGCUGAUGCUGGCACAUCAUUUUGCUGGAGAGUUUUUUAUAUACUGUAGCCUGAUUUCAUAUUGUAUUUUAAACUGUGUGAAAUUAAAAACAAAGAAAUUCAUUCAUAA
Otolemur garnettii (small-eared galago) is the source of this 5228-nucleotide messenger RNA. RefSeq names its product ETS proto-oncogene 1, transcription factor (gene ETS1). Gene Ontology annotation, molecular function: sequence-specific DNA binding; DNA-binding transcription factor activity, RNA polymerase II-specific. NCBI's taxonomy places the organism in Eukaryota, Metazoa, Chordata, Mammalia, Primates, Galagidae. Gene Ontology annotation, biological process: regulation of transcription by RNA polymerase II; cell differentiation. The coding region runs from base 312 to 1637 and encodes 441 amino acids. The record is from RefSeq and is a predicted model, not a curated record. Gene Ontology annotation, cellular component: nucleus. The transcript is spliced from 8 exons.